Molecule: messenger RNA, 1836 nt
Organism: Coniophora puteana RWD-64-598 SS2
Lineage: Eukaryota; Fungi; Basidiomycota; Agaricomycetes; Boletales; Coniophoraceae
Product: L-tyrosine:2-oxoglutarate aminotransferase
Exons: 4
Coding region: 1-1575 (524 amino acids)
Biological process (GO): biosynthetic process
Molecular function (GO): pyridoxal phosphate binding; transaminase activity
Source: RefSeq, a predicted model, not a curated record
AUGCCCGUCGCUGUGGAGUCGGCUAUACCCUACCCAACACCUCGGAAGGUUGACCUUGCUCACCACCUCUCUACCGAAGCUCGCAUCCGUCAACCCAACCCUAUUAAAUCAGUAUGGAAGGCCGCCCAGAUUCGACCUGGGAUCAUCAACAUGGGCAAUGGUGACCCGCAUCACACCCUUUACCCGAUUGCGUCUAUGAACUUCAUCGUGCCCUCACUUGACGGCGACCACCCCGUCGAAGCCUGGCGCAUGGGCACCUCGAAGACCCUUGUCCUCUCCUCGCACAAGGACGCUCCCUCCACGCUCAGCCUGCGCACCGCCUUCGCCUACGGUGCCGGUGCCGGCCUUCCCGCCGUGCGCGAAGCGCUGGCGGACCUCGGCGCGCGCAUCCACGCGCCGCCGAACCACACCGUGUGCCUCUCACUCGGGAAUGCAGACGCGCUCACCAAGUGCUUCCGCCUGUUCGGCGACCCGGACGACUCGUUCCUUUGCGAGGAGUUCACGUUCAGUGCAAUGACGAACGCGGCGCUUGCGCUCGGCAUCCGGUGGGUGCCCGUGCGCGUGGACGGGGGCGGGCUAUUGCCUGAGGACCUGGAGCGCGUGAUGAGGUGCUGGGACGAGAAGAAGCAAGGCAAGCGCCCACAUGUGCUGUAUACCGUUCCCUGCUCACAAAAUCCCACCGGGAGCACUAUCUCCCUCGAACGCAGACGGCAGAUCUACGAAGUUGCCCACAUAUAUGACAUCAUUAUUAUCGAGGACGACCCGUACUACUUCUUGCAGUACGAUCUCCAGAUCAACCAGAACACGCUCAAAGAGCACGGCUACACGCGUGCGAUGUCAGAGGUCCUCCCGCGCUCCUUCCUCUCCAUGGACAUCGACGGCCGUGUCGUCCGCCUCGACAGCUUCAGCAAGGUCCUCGCACCGGGCAUCCGGCUCGGGUGGAUCACAUCCUCCCCGUUCUUCGCCGACAAGCUCGACAUGCUCACAGACUCGUCCACGCAGCACCCGCACGGGCUCGGACAGGCAUACCUCGCCGAGCUCCUCGGCCCGACCGGCUGGGGCGCCGACGGGCUCAUGAAGUGGGUGCACUCGCUCGCGCGCGAGUACGAGCGCCGGCGCGACCUGUUUGUGAGCGUGUUCGACGCCAAGGUCGCGCCGACGGGGUGCGCGAGCGCGGAGGUGCCGCAGUCGGGCAUGUUUGUGUGGAUCCAGGUGCACCUCGAGUCGCAUCCGCGGUUCGUCGUGCGCACGCCGGACUCGGGCAGCGACGACGAGGGCGAUAUGCUCGGCGCGGUUAUGGCUGCGCCGGGCGUGCUGGGCGAGGUGGCGAGGCGCGGGCCGAUUACGAACACGGAGCAGCUGAUGAGCGAGCUGCUCAGGAAGCUCGUCGAGUCGGGGGUGAUCAUGAUCCCCGCGUCGACGUUCGCGAUCGUGGACCGCUCAGGUUCAACGCUCAGUCCCAUUGGAGACCGUGCAAACUACCUUCGGGCAACAUUCGUCGGCACAGACGAGACCAUUAGAGACGGCCUUACCAUUUUCGCACAGGCACUAGAAGAGUUCUUCAACCUGAAGUAGAUCAAUCCGUUACCUUUUUGCUUUGCUUUUGGAUUGUGCCCAUCUCGCUUAUCAUACCUCUCCUAUUUCCUGCCCUCGUCUCUCCACCUCUCUUUGGUCUACGUGUAUCCCUUGUUCAACUCGGCGCCGAAACGUUAUUGUCUCUCUCGCCGUUCAUAUGUAGAAUGGUUGAUAGUUUUUAUUGAAAGUAGAUCGACGGACUAAAUUAUGUCACUAGUGGUAAUUGUGUAUGUACCGUCGUAUGCCUAUAUAAUAUUGCGU